Messenger RNA from Eurytemora carolleeae, 1390 nucleotides. RefSeq names its product growth hormone-inducible transmembrane protein. Lineage: Eukaryota; Metazoa; Arthropoda; Copepoda; Calanoida; Temoridae. Gene Ontology annotation, cellular component: mitochondrial inner membrane. The transcript has 7 exons. The record is from RefSeq and is a predicted model, not a curated record. Bases 198 to 1184 code for a protein of 328 amino acids.
UAUUGACGAAAUGUGCGAAGACGACAUUGUCUUCCAAACCAAACAUUGUACAGCCGUUCCAGAGUUUUCCAGGACAGGAAUUAAAGCUGCGUAAAUAUACUCUUGCAUAACUGCAGUUUCUAGUAGAAUUUCAUCAUAUUCUCUCAGAAACCAUAAGCCCAGUUGAGAAUUAGAUACGAACCAAAGAAGUUAUUAAAAUGCUUGCUGCAAGAUUGUGCGGUGCUAUGAGGAACAGUGGCGGCCUGCUCAGGCAGGGAAUUGGGGCGGGCCAGCUCCGUGUCUACAGCCAGGAUGCCAGGGGGGCGUUCUCCCGUCAAGCCGCUAGAAGAAAAACUCUUAAAGAGACUGCAACAGCUCCUGCAUCUGGUUCUGCUAUAUCCGCAGGACAGGGUGCUCUAGCUGGAGCUGCAGUCCUUGGUCUUGGAGGACUGGCCUUCUACGGUCUGGGGUUCAGUGGUGAGCUAGGAGCAGUAGACAAACAAGUUCUCUGGCCGACAUAUGUGAAGGAAAGAAUUAGGGAUACAUACAUGUAUUUCGGCAGCAGUAUACUCGUAACUGCUGGUACAGCUGCAGCAGUAUUCAGGUCCCCUGCAGCCAUGAAUAUCGUCGGAAGACAAGGUUGGCUUGCGCUGGGAGUAUCCAUUGCUGCUAUGAUUGGUAGUGGAAUGCUGGCCAGAUCCAUCCCAUAUCAAGGAGCUCCCAGUGCUAAGCAGGCAGCCUGGCUCCUACACUGUGCAGUUAUCGGAGCUGUAAUUGCGCCAAUCUGUUUUCUAGGAGGCCCUAUCCUGACCCGUGCUGCGUGGUAUACUGCUGGUAUGGUUGGAGGAUUAUCUACUGUAGCAGUGUGUGCUCCUAGUGAUAAGUUCCUAACCUGGGGUGGACCUCUAGCUAUGGGUCUGGGAAUAGUGUUCUGUGCUAGUCUAGGAACAAUGUUCCUUCCACCAACCACUGCUUUAGGAUCAGGUUUAUACAGUGUUGCAAUCUAUGGAGGAUUAAUCCUGUUCGGAGCUUUUCUUCUCUACGAUACACAGAAGAUCAUAAACAAGGCGGAGAGACACCCUGUCGGAUAUGGAGCACCUCCGUUUGAUCCUGUCAACGCUAGUAUUGGAAUCUACAUGGAUACCAUCAAUAUUUUCAUCAGAAUUGCUCAAAUUUUGGGAAUGGGUGGAAACAGGAGGAAGUGAAAGUACUCGAGAUUUUCACCAUCGAGAGCUGGAAACGGAGAAGUUGGGAGGAAGCAAAUUCAUUCUUUAAACAUUUCAUAUAUUAUAAAUUCACGUUUAUUUAGUUUCCGUUUAAUAUUAUUUAGCUCACAGUUUUACCUAAAAUAAAUAUUAAAUGUGCUUUUAGGGAACAAUGUUUUGUGUCAAAUAAAAAAGUUUAAUAAGUA